Messenger RNA from Colias croceus (clouded yellow), 1506 nucleotides. RefSeq names its product solute carrier family 22 member 8-like. The transcript is spliced from 3 exons. The record is from RefSeq and is a predicted model, not a curated record. The coding region runs from base 1 to 1506 and encodes 501 amino acids. Gene Ontology annotation, biological process: transmembrane transport. NCBI's taxonomy places the organism in Eukaryota, Metazoa, Arthropoda, Insecta, Lepidoptera, Pieridae. Gene Ontology annotation, molecular function: transmembrane transporter activity. Gene Ontology annotation, cellular component: membrane.
AUGGCCAAAAUAAAGCAUCCAAAGUUCCACAAUCCCAUAGAAAAACAGUUUAACGAGAUAACUAGAUACCAUUACUUCUUAUUCAUUCUUUUGUUUUCGAGUAAAAUACCGAUAUUCUGGCAUGCGUUGAACCUCAUCUUUUUAUCGCCGCCUAUUGAUUAUUUUUGCAAUGGAAAUUCAAGUAAUUUGUGUCCGUGCGAUGAGCCUGUUUGGGAUAGAGGCGUGUUUGAGGAGACCAUGCAGACAAAAUUUGGGAUAUACUGCGAAAAUUCCUGGCUGACAAGUUUCUCGCAUAGUAUGAAUUUCGUCGGUUUACUGAUUGGGGCCUUAAUGUUCGGAUUCCUGUCUGAUAAAUUUGGUCGGCUAUCAAUGUACACAGUAUGUUGUCUAAUACUUGCUGUAUCGGGAUGUCUCGUUAGCGCCAUGCCUACAAUAGCUGCAUUCACAUUAAUGCGAUGCCUUGAAGGAAUUGGUUGUGGGGGCGCCAUCAUCACCGCUUUUGUCCUCUGCAUAGAGUACUGCAACUUACGACAUAGAGAAGUCAUUACUGCUUUAUUCCACAUACCCUCAAAUAUCAGCCAUAUUACUUUACCUGGUGUUUCGUAUUUGUUUCGUCAUUGUGACGAAUUUCAGCUUGCGCUGUCCAUUCCUGUUUUUAUUUACUUGAGUUCCUGGUGGCUGGUGAUGGAGUCUCCUAAAUGGUUGAUGGAUAAUGACAAGGUUGAUAAAGCAGUGGCUGUUAUGCAACGGUUUGGUGAAAUAAAUGGAAAACCUUGCGAGAACAUAAAAGAAGAAAUCGAGCAGUAUCUAGCCCAUCAGAGCAACAAGUCACAAAGGAAAAUGAAGUUCUGGCAAAUAUUCAAACAUAAGAAACUGACAAUCAAUUUGGGAUGUAUGUCCGUGAUAUAUUUUCUUUGUGGCAUGGGAUAUUAUGGCGUUUCUCAAUAUAUUGGCAAAAUGAGUGGCGAUAUAUACGUUAAUGUAGCAGUAUCGGGCUUUUUGUUACUUCCAGGAACUUUAUCUUCUAUAUUUUUAUUACAAUGGUUAAGUCGUAGAACGUUUUUAAUGCUAACGAUAUUUUUCUCUGGCUUUUUUAUGAUCUUAGUAGUUUGUAUGCCGAUCAAGCUACUGUGGUUGAGAGUCGUGUUGGCUUGUAUUUGCAACUGUUUCUUCUUCAUGUCUUUUAUUAUUGUAUUUCUGUAUAGUGUGGAAUUAUUUCCGACUUCAGUGAGGAAUUCUACAUUAGGAUUUUUAUCAGUAUUAUCAAGGAUUGGCCAAAUAACUGCUCCGCUUAUAAACUCUUUAUCAGAAACUGCAUCUGGUAGUGUUUUUGGUGCACUUGCUCUUUUAGGAACUAUAUUAUGCUGUAUUCUACCUGAGACGAAGAAUGCAGAAUUACCCUCGUCUUUAGAUGAUACCAGAACAUUAACUAGACGAAAAACUCGCUUGGAAGAAGAUGAUUCGUUCAAAGACACUAGGAAUGUACCACUUCCUGCUAUAAAGUAA